GGCAGCAUAAACCCAAGAUAUUGUUUUUUCUUUCCAGAAAUCACCUGACAUUUCUUGUUUUAUUGGCAUUGAGUAAAGCUUGGACAGUCAAGAAACUCCAUGGACAAACAGAAGAUGAUAGCUAUCGACAAGGAAGAUGAAUCAUCAUCAUCAUCGAUCCCACUCUACGCCAUGCAACUCGCGACUUCAUCUGUCCUGCCUAUGGUCCUGAAGGCAACAGUAGAACUGGGUGUGCUCGAUAUCUUGGAGAGAGAAGGCCCCGGCGCCAUGCUCUCUCCUUCGCAGAUCGCUUCCAAGAUUCCCGUCAGGAAUAACCCGGGCGCGCACGGCGUGCUCGAUCAGAUGCUUAGCCUACUCGCUAGCCACUCGAUUCUCAGUGUCUCUUUGGGAAAAGGUCGCCAGGGUGAUGGGGGUUGCAGAGUCUAUGGUUUGGCACCUGUAGCCCAGUACUUCUUGAGGAACCAAGAAGGUGAUUCGCUGAGUGAUCUGAUGUUCAUGGUUCAGGACAGGGUCAUGAUUGAUUUCUGGUUCCACUUAAAAGAUGCUGUUCUGGAAGGAGGAGUUCCAUUUGAAAGGGCGCAUGGGAUGAACGCAGUCUCAUACUUACAGAAGGAUGCAAGAUUCUCUGAGAUUUUCAAGAACUCAAUGAAAGAAUACAACAAAUUGUUCAUGUCGAAAAUCUUUGACGUAUACAAGGGUUUCGAAGGGCUCAACUCACUGGUUGAUGUAGGAGGUGGCGAUGGUUCCAUUCUUAGCAUGAUCAUUUCCAAGUACCCUCACAUUAAGGCGAUCAACUUUGAUCAGGCAUCAGUUAUCGAGAAGUCGCCUUCUUAUUCAGGUAUUGAGUACAUUGCUGGAGAUAUGUUUGUAAGUAUUCCAAAAGGAGAUGCGAUUUUCAUUAAGGUUAGUCUAGAUAACCCAACAACUUCAUAUUGCUUCAGGGAGGUUGCAGAACGAGUAGCUAGAAGAAAGUGGGUACUUCACAUGUUUGACGAUGAACACUGUAUCAAGAUCCUCAAGAACUGCUACGACGCGUUGCCAGACAACGGGAAAGUAAUGGCGGUCGAUCUGGUGAUUCCAGAAGCCCCUGAAGCCAAUCUUGCUGCUCGAAGCCUAUUUCAGAUGUACGUGUUCAUGCGGAACAUGAAUCCAAUGGGAAAAGAGAGAACCGAGAAAGAGUUUGAGACUCUAGCGAAAGAGGCGGGAUUUUGCAGCAUUCGAGUGGCCUACUCCGCUCAUAACUUCUCCCUUGUUGAGCUAUACAAGAAUGCCAAAUUUUGCUAACGUGAUGCUUCACACAAGCCAAUGCUUGCCCAGCUCAUCAGUACAGAAGAAUGCUCAACAAAUCAUGUAUGCUUGAUCAUGUACAAUAAAGAGAUCAGCUGUUAAGUGAAACACCCUUUUAAAUUUCCUCAGAGAGAGAGAGAGAGAGAGAGGACAUUAUGUAAACCGCUGUUUACAGAACGUAUUUUGCCUACUAAAAAUGGGACAAUACCAUCAGUAAUCCAUCUACUUUGCCCAAAAUUCAAAACCGUAUGUACUGUUUUUUUGUUUAA
Messenger RNA from Syzygium oleosum, 1556 nucleotides. RefSeq names its product caffeic acid 3-O-methyltransferase-like. The record is from RefSeq and is a predicted model, not a curated record. Lineage: Eukaryota; Viridiplantae; Streptophyta; Magnoliopsida; Myrtales; Myrtaceae. The transcript has 4 exons. Gene Ontology annotation, molecular function: protein dimerization activity; S-adenosylmethionine-dependent methyltransferase activity; O-methyltransferase activity. Gene Ontology annotation, biological process: methylation. The coding region runs from base 100 to 1284 and encodes 394 amino acids.